Messenger RNA from Oryzias melastigma (Indian medaka), 2144 nucleotides. RefSeq names its product G/T mismatch-specific thymine DNA glycosylase. Gene Ontology annotation, molecular function: mismatch base pair DNA N-glycosylase activity. Lineage: Eukaryota; Metazoa; Chordata; Actinopteri; Beloniformes; Adrianichthyidae. The coding region runs from base 273 to 1772 and encodes 499 amino acids. Gene Ontology annotation, biological process: base-excision repair, AP site formation. Gene Ontology annotation, cellular component: nucleus. The transcript has 10 exons. The record is from RefSeq and is a predicted model, not a curated record.
CGCGAUAACAUCUAAACACACGGGCUACAACUUAUUCUAGGAAUUUCCUAAUGAUUCCUAAUGAAUAAAAACGAUUAUAAAUAUAGGAUUUGUAUUGUUAGUUUGAGACCAAAGCAAAAGUACAACGGAACCUUUUAAGCCGAGAGAAAAACCGGUUUUUGUGUGCAGUACGCCUUAUUAACGCGAGGGGGCGGUAAGCAACCAGUUACCUCCAACAAUGUUAAUGGUCUUUGUUUUUUAGCAGUUUCCUGCUUAUUCCAAACCUUGACACAAUGUACGACAGUUACCAGUAUGAUCAGCAUCAACUUGAGGAACAGAGUGGAGAUCCAUAUCGCAGCAUGGACUUUUAUUCUGAAAAUCCAACUGAGGAGUCUGUGAUGAGACAGCAGCCCGUCCACUGCGGUCCGUCACUUCAUCAAGAACCACGCUACAGCAUCUAUCCUCCACCCUCCAACCACAACCAGGUGCAGCCCUGCCAGCAGAGCUUCCGGGAGCAUCAGUACCAACAUCAGGCUUCAGCGCCGAACCCCCAGCAGCGACCGGCAUCAGAGUUUCAGCACCAUUAUCCUCCUUCAGCUUUGCACCAUCCUCAGCAGCAUCAACAAACCUCAUCCGAGUUCUACCCUCAGCCACAGCAGAAUCCUUCAGCCCUGUAUCACCCGUACCAUCAGCAGCAGCCGAACGCCGAGCUCCACUCGCAGCAGCACCAACAUCAUCCUUCAGCCGUGUACCACCCUUACCAUCAAUCCCAGCAGCAGACUCACGCUGAGCAGCACUCUCAACAUCACCCUUCAGCUCUGAGUUACCCCCACUAUCAGAUGCAGGAGCAGCCCCCAUCCCAGCUGCCCCCCCAGCAUCAGUAUACAGUACAGCAGGGAGGACCGAGUAUUCACUUCAAGACUGAGCCUUCUGAUGUACCUCCACCUGUGACUCCAGUGAAGAAGAAGAGAGGUCGACCUUCCAAGCAGCAGACGGAGGAAGAAACUCCUGAAGCGGAGAAUGAAAUCGAAGCCGCCAAAAAAGCCAAGAGGACUCUGAACCGCUUUAACGGCAUGUCAGUGGAAGAAGUCAUGGCCAAAACUCUGCCCGACGUCAUCACCUAUGAUUUGGAUAUUUUGAUAAUUGGUAUUAAUCCAGGACUGUUGUCAGCAUUCAAAGGACACCAUUACCCAAACCCGGGAAAUCAUUUCUGGAAAUGUCUGUUUCUGUCUGGUCUGACUGAACAGCAGCUCAACUACAUGCACGAUCAGAGCCUGCCGGAGAAGUACAGCAUCGGCUUCACCAACAUGGUCGAGAGGACCACACCGGGAAGCAAGGACCUCUCCAGUAAGGAGAUUCGUGAAGGAGGUCGACAGUUACUUGAAAAGCUGCAAAAAUACAAACCAUUAAUAGCAGCUUUUAAUGGCAAAGGCAUUUAUGAAAUCUUUUGCAAAGAAAUCUUUGGUGUGAAAGCCAAAAAUCUGGACUUUGGGCUGCAGCCCUACAAGAUCCCAGAGACUCAAACGGUUUGCUUUUUAAUGCCGUCAUCGAGCCCCCGCUGUGCACAGUUUCCACGUGCACAAGAUAAGGUGCAUUUUUACAUCAAGCUGAAGGACCUGCGGGAUCAGAUGAAAGGCCUGGUCCCCGGCGGCGAGGUGAUGGAGACACAGUACUCCUUUGACCUGCAGCUCGCUAAAGAGGAUGCAAAGAGGCUCUCAAUUAAAGAAGAACAAGUGGAUCCAGAGUAUGAAAGCUGUGCUGGGCUGCACUCAGAACUGGGACAAAGCAGCUGAGGGACCAGUUUGCCUCGGCACUCAGAAACGACUUCUGCAGGCAUGUCUGAAGACGACCCAGUCGAGGACCUCUUAAACUUGGAUCGUGUUCAUCAAAGAGGGAAAAAUCUCCUGAUUGGACGCCAAGAGCUGAACUGAUUCUCAGGCUGUAAUUCAACACUUCAUUUUGUUUACACGCAUGAAUUGUUGUUAUUGUUUUAAUAAUGUCUAUUGCAUUUUGUACCUGAUGUUUUUAAUUAUUUAUUUUGAACUUGAUAACCUCAUUUUUUUCAGUUGUGAAGAAAAGUCCUUCACCCGAACCCUAAGAAUUUGUUGUUAUAAUUUGUUAUUACUUUCUUGUGCAGCAUUAAUAAAUCCAGAAAUGUAAUCCAG